AUGGGCCCCCGUACCACCUCCUCAUGCUGCUGCCAGGCCUGUAAUCUGCCAUGGGCACCUGUACCGCCUCCUCAUGCUGCUGCCAGGCUCUAAUCUGCCAUGGGCCCCUGUGUACCGCCUCCUCAUGGCUGCUGCCAGGUCCAGAGUGUGUCAUGGGUCCCCUGUAACGGCCUCCCAUUGCUGCCCCCUGUCUCCAUCGCCACACUCUGCCAUGUGCCACUUUCAGGUCUCCUCACACUGCUGGUGGGUUCCAUUUUGUCAUAGGGUGCUGUAUGGCCUCCCAUUGCUGCUGCCUCCUCCGCCACACUGUGGCUCCACACUCUGGUUUUGGCCCCGUGACUGCCCAAAUGAGUGAAGUGUGCGGUGAUUCUAAGAUCGACGGCACUCAUCUGCAUGUCAUACUGACUGACAGUAUUAUUUCUCUUCCCCAGCAGACUCCAAGGGCAUUUAAAUUAAAGGUACAGUGUUCUGCACUAAUAUAA
Molecule: messenger RNA, 482 nt
Organism: Staurois parvus
Lineage: Eukaryota; Metazoa; Chordata; Amphibia; Anura; Ranidae
Source: the annotation of a GenBank genome assembly